AUGGUAACUGCCACCAGAGUGAGUUGUGGGAUUCCAGAUCUCCACAUUUUUCGAAGCUAUUCUCCGAAUGGAGGUUCCAACUCGGAUUUUAUCUGGAGCGCGGCCAAACUAACUGGAGCUGCGCCUUACUAUUUCCGGAUGGAGCACGCCGACUUGGUAGAUGGAGGACUACUUGCUAAUAAUCCAAGCCUUGACGCACUCUCGGAACUAAGCAAGAUUCGGAAAAGUUCUUUGCAUACAGAAAUUUGGGGAAAGAAUCCAAAGAUGUUUGUCUCGUUAGGAACAGGAUUUAAGGCAGAUGUCGACUAUACGGCAGCAUAUCUAAAUUUGUCCUCUAAAUCCAUCGCAUCCUCAACAAAGUCACUAUCAACCUUAACAAACACGAUAAAGUUCUUUAUGGAGCUGACAACUGCGUCCAAUGGGCCCUUAAUUUCGAGAGCUAAAUCUUGGUGUGAUGACCUUGGAACGGAAUACUUCCGGUUUAACCCUCCUCUAUUACGAGAAUAUGAAAUAGAUGAAGUGGAUGAUUCUCUUUUAGUGGAUCUUUUAUUUGAGACACGAAUAUAUAUGAUUGGUCAACAGAAAGAGAUUGAAAGAUUGUAUAAUUUGGUGCUUAAUUAA
Messenger RNA from Folsomia candida, 621 nucleotides. RefSeq names its product 85/88 kDa calcium-independent phospholipase A2. Gene Ontology annotation, cellular component: mitochondrion. Bases 1 to 621 code for a protein of 206 amino acids. The transcript is spliced from 3 exons. Gene Ontology annotation, biological process: positive regulation of ceramide biosynthetic process; lipid metabolic process. The record is from RefSeq and is a predicted model, not a curated record. Lineage: Eukaryota; Metazoa; Arthropoda; Collembola; Entomobryomorpha; Isotomidae.